Messenger RNA from Apodemus sylvaticus (European woodmouse), 624 nucleotides. Its product is annotated as CD209 antigen-like protein C. The transcript has 6 exons. The record is from RefSeq and is a predicted model, not a curated record. Lineage: Eukaryota; Metazoa; Chordata; Mammalia; Rodentia; Muridae. The coding region runs from base 1 to 624 and encodes 207 amino acids.
AUGAGAGUCUUCAACGGAGAGAGGGAGAAACAUCUGCACUCCUUGGGGUGUCAGGACUGUGAGCAUUUCAUCACUAUCCUGCAGCUCAUCUCCACUGUGCUCCUGGUGGCUCUCCUCACAGCUAUCCUUGUCAAAGGCUCUGAGGUUCCUAGAUCCCAAGAACAUGAUCAGGAAAAGCAACACAUCCACCAGAAACUGGACCAGCUGAAGGCUGGACUAGACCACCUGUGCCGACCCUGCCCCUGGGACUGGAUGCUUUUCCAAGGAAACUGUUACUUCUUCUCCACAUACCAAAAGACUUGGAAGGAAUCUGUCACUGCCUGCAAGGACAUGGGGGCCCAACUAGUGGUCAUAAAAAGUAAUGAGGAGCAGAGUUUCCUCCAGAGGACUUCUAAGAUGAAAGGAAAAACCUGGAUGGGGCUGUCAGAUGCAAAAGAGGAAGGCCAAUGGCUGUGGGUGGAUGGCUCACCACUGCAGUGGAGGAACUAUUGGGAUGUGUGGGAGCCCAACAACAUGUCCAAUGAAGACUGUGUGGAAUUUUCAGAUUAUGGAUGGAAUGAUAUCUCAUGUUCCUUAGAGAAUUUCUGGAUAUGUAAGAAGUCUGCAUCUCCUUGCUCUGGGUGA